Lasiodiplodia theobromae is the source of this 468-nucleotide messenger RNA. Its product is annotated as Magnesium transport protein transmembrane region. The record is from RefSeq and is a predicted model, not a curated record. The transcript has 4 exons. The coding region runs from base 1 to 468 and encodes 155 amino acids. NCBI's taxonomy places the organism in Eukaryota, Fungi, Ascomycota, Dothideomycetes, Botryosphaeriales, Botryosphaeriaceae.
AUGCUUGUUCCGGCUUUGCUCCUAUUUGGAGAAAAAAUCGGUAACUUGGAGGAGAGAGCUGGUCUGCAAGCUUCCGCCCUCCACACGCUUUUCGCUCAAAGAGAUAGCAGAACCAAUCUUGAAAUGGCGAAGGUCAACCACCAGAUGGCGAGGGAUUCAGCAAGGCUUGCCGGCGCGGCUAAACGGGACAGCUCAUCCAUGAAGACCAUAGCCAUCUUGACCACCGUCUUCCUUCCUGGGACGUUCGUUUCGGCGCUAUUCAGCACCCCGUUGGUUGAAUCCGAUCCAUCCCAGUUUUGGAUAUACUGGGCCAUCACCGUUCCACUCACAGGCCUAGUCAUGGGUCUUUGGGCGAUGUGGAUGUACUGGAUAAACGGGAAAAACAGGAUCAAAGAUGAAGAGGCAGCAAAUGCAGUAGAGUCCAAUGAAGACAAGCAGAAGGGAAACAAGUUAGAGAAGAAUGACUAA